AGAGACUGAUCCCUCUGUCUCCUCUGAGGGGCAGAUGUUUUCGGACGCAUGUGAUCUGGUGCUUCAGAUGUGAUGUUUCUUUGUGCGCUUUGGUUAUUAAUAUUCUGUGUAAAUGAUGAAAAGAGUGUUUUUUGGGCUUCUCGUUGAAAGUGCAUCAGAGUGAGUGAAAACACUAUCACAGGGGGGCUUUUGUGUGAUUGGAGAGAUCAUGUCUGGUGACUUAUGAAUGAUGUGUAUGUUUUGUGGAUGAGGGGGCACAAGGGGCAUUUUUGUCCAGGUGCUUGAGCGGGUUAGCCAUGGUUUGGGGUUUGGGUCUCUGGGUUUUGUUGUGGUGAAGGAGGGUUUGAGCUGCGGGAUUAAACUGCACUGAUCCAAAAAGGGGCAAAGGCCAGAUGUGGACGGUCCAGAUGUGCGCGCUGACCCGACUAUACCACAGCCAGACGACACACACACACACUGGUAGAGGCUGCGUUUGGUUUAACCCGAAAAUGCGCCACACAUACCUGCCACUGAAACAGCGACAGCCCCGAAAGAGCCGCGGGCGCUACAAUGCUAAUGUUGUCGGGGGCUUUGACUUCUCCCAGCCAUUGCGAAGACGCCGCUCCGCGUGACAGCCACGGCUCUGCGCGCUCUCUCCCCCCGCGGUGCUCCCUACAUACGCAUCCAUCCCUCUCUCCACACAUUUGGCAGGUGUGUGUUCGGCGGUAGAAGAGAGGAGAAGAAAAAGAGAAAAAGAAGAAGAAGAAGAAGAAGAAGCAGAAGCAGAAGCCGACCGCGUCAUAUCUGUUCACCCCAAAGUCUGCGCGCAAAUGGACCAAACGGAUAUCAUGGACUUAACGCAUCAGAAAGCGAGGAAGCGGCCGCGUCCAAUCAGUUCUGCGGAUGAGUCCGUGCACGCGUCCCUCAAACGGCUCCCGAUCCGAUCGGUGGCGGCUGAGCACAGGGAGACCGCACUGAUGUUCGCCGUCCGAGGAGAGCCGGUGCCCGCCGCGUCUCUCAAGCAGAAUGACCGCUCGGUGACUCCAUCCCCGACCUCAAUGAUGCCGGCGCAGGAUAAUCGCUGCAGUAUGUCCAGGCCCAUGAUCACACGGUCACCAGUGUCUCCCUUGAGUAACCAGGGCAUCCCCACAGCUGCACAGCUCACCAAGUCCAAUGCCCCUGUGCACAUCGAUGUGGGCGGACACAUGUACACCAGCAGUCUGGCCACCUUAACCAAAUUCCCAGAAUCCCGAAUUGGUCGCCUCUUUGAUGGCACAGAGCCUAUAGUCCUGGACAGCCUGAAGCAGCACUACUUCAUUGACAGGGAUGGACACAUGUUCCGCUACAUCCUCAACUUCCUCAGGACGUCCAAGCUCCUCAUCCCAGAAGACUUCAAAGACUACAGUCUGCUGUACGAGGAGGCGCGGUACUUCCAGCUGCAGCCCAUGCUCGCCGAGCUGGAGCGCUGGCGUCAGGACCAGGAGCUGAGACUGGUGUCGCGCCCCUGCGAGUGCUUGGUGGUUCGCGUUGCGCCCGACCUGGGCGAGAGGAUCACGCUCAGCGGCGACAAGGCCCUGAUCGAAGACGUGUUCCCGGAGAUCGGUGACGUCAUGUGCAACUCUGUCAAUGCCGGCUGGAACCAUGACUCCACGCACGUCAUCCGCUUCCCACUCAAUGGGUACUGCCACCUCAACUCUGUGCAGGUCCUCGAGCGUCUCCAGCAGCGUGGCUUCGAGAUCGUCGGCUCCUGCGGCGGAGGCGUGGACUCGUCCCAAUUCAGCGAGUACGUCCUGAGGAGGGAACUGAGGAGGACAGGUCAGCGAGGACCCAAUUCAAACAGGAUAAAGCAGGAGCAGCUGGACUAGAAUUCCUCCCAAGAAGUAGGGGGUGCUAGACUUUUCUGUGGCAGCCAAACGUUCGACGCUGCAGACCUCUGUGGACUCUGUUUUUCUUCGUUUCCUUGUUGAUGUUUUUGUUUUCUUAAACUGAGAACCAUCUAGAGAAUUUAAAAAAAGGAUUUUUUUUUUUUUUGCCAGAAGAAGAUACAAGACAUUUGAUAAGUUUGAGAUUGCAAGGACAUAUGUGAUUGUCUAGCCCCCAUAAACCAAUUUUAAAAAGGAUUUAUAUUCCCUGGAUCCCCCAAAAAAGUUUGUUUUAAAACUUGGAACCUACAUUAGGUUGAAUAUGAUUUCUAUUAUACCCAUAUAAAUUAAAACAAAAGGCUUUUAUCACUUAUGUAGUAUGUUGCAUAGCUUGUCACCAGUGACUUGGUUUUGUUUCCUCACUGGCAAAUCGGCUGUUUGGGAGUGUGUUUUUAUCCCUCACUGUAAAAAGGUCAUUAUUGUGUUGCUUACAGUACAGAAUGUCUCAGUUGUCAUAAACAGUUUUAAACAAAAACAUCUUUUUUCACAAUUUACAUGAUGUUGAAUAUUGUGAUACAAAUGAAGUGAUUUUUUUACUUAAUGGAAGUUAUUAUAUUGGAUUUUGCCAUAAAACAUAUAGUUGAUAUUAGUAUCGUCAAAAUUUAGCAUCAGAGACCAUUAUUACGCAGUAAAGAAAAUAAUUUAGCACAUUAUUAUGUCACACCAUUUGCCUCAUCGGGGAGUACGGGCGGCUAACCCCUUGGGAAAUAUUUAAUUGGAUCAUAAUAUUCCUCUGAGUGAUGACCUGUAAACUCUUUCAUCGUAUACGUGUUUGUGUUUUUUACAUUGAAUCUUUUUAAAGCAAAUUUGUUGCCUCAGACAUGACUGAACAGAUUAAAAGCUCAUUGUACUACCCA
Hippoglossus stenolepis (Pacific halibut) is the source of this 2758-nucleotide messenger RNA. It is a transcript of the gene kctd1, whose product is annotated as potassium channel tetramerization domain containing 1. Gene Ontology annotation, molecular function: transcription corepressor activity; transcription factor binding. Lineage: Eukaryota; Metazoa; Chordata; Actinopteri; Pleuronectiformes; Pleuronectidae. Gene Ontology annotation, cellular component: nucleus. The transcript has 5 exons. The record is from RefSeq and is a predicted model, not a curated record. Gene Ontology annotation, biological process: protein homooligomerization; negative regulation of DNA-templated transcription. The coding region runs from base 810 to 1844 and encodes 344 amino acids.